CCAUCGCUUGCGAUUCCCGUUCGUUCUUUAUACCACCACUCGCCUUGUCUAUGGCACCGCCCAAACAGCCGCAGCCCUGCGCAAAAUUCCAGUACGUCGUCACCGCAGCGGGCCCCAAGAUCGUCCCUGUACCCGACGUCGAGUCCAAGGACGAGGAGAGCCCCGCGGACUAUAACUCGGGAGGAUAUUUGCAAGUCAAGAUCAGGGAUACUUUCAAGGAGGGCAGGUAUGUAGUGGUCAGGAAGCUAGGAUGGGGCCAUUUUUCGACCGUCUGGCUCGUGAAGGACUUGCAAGAGAACCGGCACUCUGCUCUCAAAGUCGUCAAGUCCGCCGGGCGCUACGCUGAGACUGCCAGGGACGAGAUAAAGCUCUUGCGCCAGGUGGCUUCGGCGAACCCCUCCCAUCCGGGGCGCGAGCAUGUUGUAUCGUUCCUGGACUCGUUCCAACAUUGCGGACCGGAGGACAUCCACGUCUGCAUUGUUUUCGAGCCGCUGGGCGAGAAUUUGCUAGCGCUUAUCGAGCGGCACAAGAAGAAAGGCGUUCCUCAGGGACUUGUCAAAGUCAUUGCCAAGCAAGUUCUUCUCGGUCUCAUGUAUCUGCAUGAUGAAUGUGACCUAGUCCAUACGGAUAUUAAGCCAGAGAACAUCAUGCUCGCAAUUCCGGACGUGGAGUCACAUAUUCAACAGGAGCUAUCGACCUCGCAAAGUCCGACUUGCCGCAAGGUCGGCGUCCCGUUACCCAAGGCCACCCGGAGCGGGAUGGCGAUUCCGAAACGAGCUAGUACUGCCGAGUAUUCAUACCGACAACAAAGGCAUGUCCAGAUAUUCGACUCUCAACCACUAUCGAGCCCUAGCCAGAGCCCAAAGAUGAGGAACGGCCUGGUGAUGUCACGCAUCAGCAGCGGUGCCAGUCUGAACGAGCCUCCGGCUUCUGUCAACAAGAAAUUGCCAGGGAUUGAUGUCACCAAGACACCCGUGAAGAAGGACUCAGCGGAUUCCGUCGCGGAAUCGUCUUCAUCAAGUGGAUCCUCGGGAACCACACUGUCGAGCCCCAGUUCUGCGAUGGUCUCCUCCAUCAGCGGUACCAGCAGCACACCCCCGACCUCGCUCGGCAGCGCCAUGUCCCGCUUGACUCUCUCAGACAGCGACUGCUUAUCACGGCGCUCGACUCUUGACAGCCAAAUCAGCGAGGGCAAGAAUUCAGCUAGCCCUACCGAGUCUUCAGACCCCACCCCCGUUCCCAGCACGUCCACUUCCUCCUCGAACACCAUCCCAGGGCCAUCGCUACUCUCUCAGACGGCGCCCCGCGAUCCCCAUGCCCCAACCCCAGACGCGCCGUCCGUCGAACCCGCUCCGUCAAGCCCAGCUCCACCCCAACUUCCCGAAGAACCGCUAGUCGAGGAACCUGCUUCUCUGCCCCCAAUCAUGGUCAAGAUUGCUGAUCUUGGAAAUGCGACACCCUCCAAGCGACAUUAUACCGAAGAUAUUCAGACGCGUCAAUAUCGGUGUCCGGAGGCUAUUCUUGGCCGGAGUGAUUGGGGGUGUACGGCGGACAUUUGGAGCGUUGCGUGUGUGAUCUUUGAGCUCCUGACGGCUGAAUACCUGUUCGAUCCCCAAGGUCAGGGAGAGCUGUUCACGAAGGACGACGACCAUAUGGCGCAGAUAAUCGAGUUGCUGGGGGACUUCCCCAUGGACGUGAAGAUGGGAGGCAAGUUCAGCCGCGAGCUGUUCGACUCUACUGGCGCCCUGCGCUAUAUAAAGUCCUUGAAGCUCUGGCCACUGAAGAAUGUGAUGAUGGAGAAGUACUCGUAUACCGAGCAAGACGCGCAGGCGCUGUGCGACUUUCUGCUCCCCAUGCUCGUCAUCGACCACCGCGAACGUGCGUCGGCGCACAAGAUGGUCAACCAUCCUUGGCUGGACGUCUCGGGGCUCGAGAUCGAUGACGACUUCUAACGACCCUCGACGCAUAUAUGCAACCUGCCCUCAUCGGUGCCGCUAUAUCACGCCAUGCUUGGCACAUCGCUAUCAUAGACUAUAUCCUAUGUCUGCUCACGGUUAUUCGGUACGUUAUGACUAGACGAUUGUGCGGGCUCUCUCUCUCGACUUGCGCAUUCAUCAUCAUUGCUAUUUUACGACCCCAGCAUUGUUCAUUAUUGCAUGCACAUGUUCACGCCCUCAUCCCACGUACCCCCUCACGCAUCCAUUCAUCCCGUCAUGUUAUAUGCUUUUAGACUGCAGGACUUUUGUUGAUUCUACUUGGCUCUUGGUAGUCCCCCGUUAUUUUGCUUAUUCUGUUUUUAUGCUAAUUCUUACCGUCACCCCCGGUUCAUGAGCAACUUCGUAUUCUUCCUUCCGCCCUUUACCCUGCCCUGUCCUGUCCUGCUGUUGUUGUAUGUAUACCCGUACGAUAUUAGAGAAAUGUAGUUAGGCUUGUAAUUAGACGGAUCUGUCAGGACUGGUCCAACAUUUCUUGUUCCUAUCAUGC
Molecule: messenger RNA, 2484 nt
Organism: Gloeophyllum trabeum ATCC 11539
Lineage: Eukaryota; Fungi; Basidiomycota; Agaricomycetes; Gloeophyllales; Gloeophyllaceae
Product: kinase-like protein
Exons: 6
Coding region: 51-1952 (633 amino acids)
Biological process (GO): regulation of mRNA processing; protein phosphorylation; spliceosomal complex assembly
Molecular function (GO): ATP binding; protein kinase activity
Source: RefSeq, a predicted model, not a curated record